UGCUCGGUUGUGGCAUAGUAUAUGUCGAUUCCGACGUAGUGAGCAGUACCUCGACGAUUACCCACGAAAUACUUCAUAUCAUCGGCUCAGGACAUGAUGGGAAAGCAGCACAAGAUUACCUCAAGAACAGCCCAGGGGCUCUCAAUUGUCCUGAUAACCCAAAGUAUAUUAUGGCAGAAUAUUUUAAGCCAGAGGCAGAAACCUACCUCCCUUUGUCUACUUGUACCCGUGAUCAAGUUAAGGCCUUCUUAAAAGCUCCAUAUGGUAAAUGCCUUUUAAAUAAUGAGUCUCGAGACUACCCACCGCUGUCUGAAGCCAUCUUCCGAAAGCCCAUCCUGAGCGGAGUACGGUAUUGCAGAUACCUCCACAGUAAUUCAUCCCAUGUGGAAUACCUGCCGUAUUACACCGAGGAGAACAACAUUCAAAAGUGCAUUCUAGUUUGUAUAACAAAAGACGCAGAUGGCGAGAAACUUCACAACAUCCAUAGCGCACCUGACUACUUGGAUUGUCGCACUUCUCGUGACAAAAAGAAAAAGGUCUGCAUUUCCAAGAUUUGCAUGGAUAUUCCACGUAAACCACCACCAUUACACAGCUGGUUAAUGAAUCGCGCAACUGAUAAUUUCCAGAUAUCGGAUGCCCUGUAUAAGUAACACAGGGAGAAAAAUUCGCCCCUUCAAAUCGCAUUUCACCACAGGUCUAUACACAUUUUGUCCGUGCGAUUCCUGGUACGAUUCUUGAUACGAUUUCUUGUAAUGCGUUUGGGCAUUUACGGUGCAAUAAAGAUGUACAACACAGCAAACACAUUUUAUCUGUUUGCAGUAAUUCUUACUUGGGGCUUUG
This is a messenger RNA of Dermacentor andersoni, 840 nucleotides long. NCBI's taxonomy places the organism in Eukaryota, Metazoa, Arthropoda, Arachnida, Ixodida, Ixodidae. The record is from RefSeq and is a predicted model, not a curated record.